AUGGCGUCGUCUACGUACACCAAAGCCGUGUUUCCUUCGAGUACGAGAUCAGCAUCAACAUCGCUUGCCUCAUUAACCACCAAAAACCCCUUCCUGAGAGUCUCAUCAUUAUCUGGUUCUCGUUGCGCUUCUUGUUAUUGCCAGCGCGCGUGUGCCUCGGUGGUGAACGUCACCAGUGUGUUGAAGACGGCGGACUCGAAAUCUUCGUCCGCACAUGGUUCAAAACCCACCAUAUUGGUGUCGGAGAAGCUAGGAGAGGCGGGGCUGCAACUGCUACGUGAGGUCGGGGAGGUGGAGUGCGCAUACGACCUGUCACCGGAGCAGCUGUGCAACAAGAUCUCGUCGUGUGAUGCGCUGAUAGUGAGGAGCGCCACCAAGGUGACUAGGCAGGUCUUCGAAGCUUCCAAAGGAAGGCUGAAGGUUGUCGGCAGAGCAGGUGUCGGUAUUGACAAUGUCGAUCUUCAAGCUGCAACGGAGUACGGCUGCCUUGUAGUCAACGCCCCCACCGCCAACACCAUUGCGGCUGCUGAGCAUGGCAUUGCUCUCCUUGCUGCCAUGGCAAGGAACGUUGCCCAAGCCGACGCCUCCAUCAAAGCCGGGAAAUGGCAAAGAAACAAGUAUGUGGGAGUAUCGAUGGUUGGGAAGACGUUAGCAGUGAUGGGGUUUGGAAAAGUUGGGUCUGAGGUGGCGAGGCGAGCGAAAGGGUUGGGAAUGAAUGUGAUUGCACAUGAUCCUUAUGCCCCGGCGGACAGGGCCCGUGCUGUUGGGGUGGAAUUGGUGUCAUUUGAGAAGGCCAUCGCCGCCGCAGACUUCAUCUCUCUGCACAUGCCGCUUACCGCAACUACUAAGAAGAUCUUCAACGACGCCACUUUUGCAAAGAUGAAGAAAGGAGUCCGCAUCAUCAAUGUUGCUAGAGGUGGUGUAAUCGAUGAAGAUGCCCUGGUCAAAGCCCUUGACGCCGGAACAGUUGCCCAGGCGGCACUCGACGUCUUCGCGGAGGAGCCCCCACCGAAAGAUAGCAAGCUAGUGAAACACGAGAAUGUAACGGUGACGCCUCAUCUGGGAGCCAGCACAAAAGAGGCACAGGAGGGUGUAGCAAUCGAGAUAGCAGAGGCUGUUGUUGGAGCACUGAGGGGGGAGCUGUCGGCAACUGCAGUGAAUGCUCCCAUGGUUGCUCCUGAGGUGCUGUCAGAGCUGGCACCAUACGUAUUGCUAGCUGAGAAGCUUGGGAGACUUGCGGUGCAGUUGGUGUCCGGAGGGAAAGGCAUCAAGGCCGUGAAGGUGGUGUACCGAUCAGCGAGAGGACACGAUGACCUGGACACCAGACUCCUCAGAGCCAUGAUCACAAAGGGCAUCAUCGAGCCCAUAUCAAAUUCAAUUGUCAACAUUGUGAAUGCGGACUUCACCGCCAAGGAGAAAGGGCUCCGCAUAAGCGAGGAGAGGAUAGUGGUUGACUCAUCGCCGGAGCUGCCCCUGGAUUCCAUUCAGGUUCAGAUCUCGAAUGUCGAGUCCAAAUUUGCGAGCGCUGUGAAGGUAAACGGUGAGAUCAGCAUCGAGGGGAAAGUGAAGGAUGGGAUGCCGCACCUUACGUGCGUUGGGUCCUUCGGUGUGGAUGUGAGCUUGGAAGGGAACCUCAUCCUUUGCCGCCAGAUCGAUCAGCCAGGGAUGAUUGGUCGCGUCGGAAACAUACUGGCUGACCACAAUGUCAAUGUUAGCUUCAUGAGCGUUGGAAGGACUUCCCGUGGGAAGAUGGCUAUCAUGGCCAUUGGCGUCGAUGAAGAACCAAACAAAGUUGCUCUUGAAAACAUCGGCUCCGUUUCUGCUAUCGAGGAGUUUGUUUUUCUCAAACUUUAG
Messenger RNA from Arachis duranensis, 1854 nucleotides. Its product is annotated as D-3-phosphoglycerate dehydrogenase 2, chloroplastic-like. NCBI's taxonomy places the organism in Eukaryota, Viridiplantae, Streptophyta, Magnoliopsida, Fabales, Fabaceae. Gene Ontology annotation, biological process: L-serine biosynthetic process. The record is from RefSeq and is a predicted model, not a curated record. Bases 1 to 1854 code for a protein of 617 amino acids. The transcript is spliced from 2 exons. Gene Ontology annotation, molecular function: phosphoglycerate dehydrogenase activity; NAD binding.